Menidia menidia (Atlantic silverside) is the source of this 1644-nucleotide messenger RNA. NCBI's taxonomy places the organism in Eukaryota, Metazoa, Chordata, Actinopteri, Atheriniformes, Atherinopsidae. The record is from the annotation of a GenBank genome assembly.
AUGGAUUCCCUCAUCAUAGCGGCUCUGGCACUGUGCUCUCUAACGGCACCAGCCUAUGGGGACAAAGGCUCCAGCAAAGCCCGGAGUUGUUCGGAUAUCCGGCAGUUUUACGGUGGAAAGGGAUUCCCUCUGGAUGAUGUGCCUCAAAUUGAAAUAUCAGGGGAGCACCUACGCAUCUGUCCUCAGGGCUACACCUGCUGUACCAGUGACAUGGAGGACAAAUUGGCCAGUCAAAGCCGUACGGAGAUAGAGGGAGUUCUUAAAGAAGCUGGUCGAGCCAUUCAAACUGAACUUGCUGAACAGCAAAAUGUCUUUGAUGGUUACAUCGACGAGUUGCUCAACCGCUCCAGCUCAACUCUGCAGGAGACCUUCACUUCAACUUUUGGCAUUCUAUAUUUGCAGAGUGCCCAUGUGUUCUCUGACCUAUACACAGAUUUGAGGCACUACUACCGAGGCUCCAAUCUGGACCUGGAAGACGCACUCAAUGAUUUCUGGACCAAGCUACUAGAGAAGCUCUUCUCCCAGGCAAACAAGCAAUAUUCAAUUGGUGAGGACUACUUGGAGUGUGUGUCAAAGCAGAUGGAGACACUACGGCCCUUUGGCGAAACUCCCCACAAAAUGACGUUACAGGUCACUCGCACAUUUGUGGCCGCACGCUCAUUUAUUCAGGGACUGGCGAUUGGUGGAGAAGUGGUGCGCAAAGUGUCUCAGGUGCCACUGAGCCAAGAAUGCAUGCGGGCCAUGAUGAGAAUGACUUACUGUCCCCACUGCCGUGGCAUGCCCUCCGCGAAACCUUGUUCCAACUAUUGCAGCAAUGUCAUGAAGGGUUGCCUAGCCAACCAAGCUGAUCUCAACAGUGAAUGGAGGAAUCUAGCAGAAGCAAUGGUGGACGUGGCAUUGCACCGGUUGGAUACCAUGGAUAGUUUGAUCCUCUCUCUCCCAAAUCAGAUUUUAGAGGCCAUGUCUACCAUGAUGGAAAACCUACUAACGGUUAAUGUCAAGUUGUUCCAGGCAUGCGGUAACCUCAGAGAGGGUGGAACAAGCGGCACAGGAGCAGAGGAAAGUAUGAAGAGAGGAAGGGUUACAGUCGAGGACAGUCUGGGAGACAGCUCUAAUAAAAUGGCAAAGUUGGUGUCUGAUGUGGUCAAAAAACUGAAAGAGAUGCAGCCAUACUGGGUUUCUCUUCCAAAUAUUAUCUGCAGCAAAAGAGUGGCUACUGGUGCGGGAGCGGAGGAUAAGUGUUGGAAUGGCAUCAGUCGUGCCAGGUACCUGCCUGAGGUGAUGGGUGAUGGCCUUGCCAGUCAGAUCAACAACCCCGAACUGGAAAUCGACAUCACCAAACCAGACAUGACAAUACGGCAACGAAUAAUGCAGCUGAAGAUCAACAUUCACCGCUUAACGAAGGCUUUCAGUGGCCAGGAUGUGGACUUUCAAGAUACCAGUGAUGAUGGCAGCGGCUCAGGAAGUGGCAUGUGUGCUGAUGGAAUGUGUUCCAGAGGGCCACGUCUUGUAGCCAUCACUGAACGUCCCAUAUUCUAUGCCUACCCUCCAGAAAACAAGAAAGUGAAAGCUUCAGCCCAGCAGAACCUGCCAUCCAUUGGCAUCUUCCUGCUUGUAAUCCUCAUUUUGCUCCUCCGGCGAUAA